This is a messenger RNA of Grammomys surdaster, 8433 nucleotides long. RefSeq names its product integrin subunit alpha 1 (gene Itga1). The coding region runs from base 402 to 3839 and encodes 1145 amino acids. Gene Ontology annotation, biological process: cell-cell adhesion; integrin-mediated signaling pathway; cell adhesion mediated by integrin. Gene Ontology annotation, cellular component: external side of plasma membrane; integrin complex. NCBI's taxonomy places the organism in Eukaryota, Metazoa, Chordata, Mammalia, Rodentia, Muridae. The record is from RefSeq and is a predicted model, not a curated record. The transcript is spliced from 29 exons. Gene Ontology annotation, molecular function: integrin binding.
GCCCUCUCUGUGAAAGGCAGAUGUCCCUUUAAGGUUUGCUUUGCUGCUGCCCGUGGACUUUAGCCUAAACACGGUCCCGCGAAGUUGGCUUUAUUUGUCCAUGUUUCGGACAGAGCCUGGGUGACUGCCAGUGAGAUUUCAGAGACCGAGCGCGCAAAGGGGCGGGAGAAGUGGCAAUCCAUCUGGGAUUUGAGAAGCGUGGAGCGGGCUUAACAGCGUUUGACCAAAACACAGGAAAUCAUUUCUCCGCUGCUCCAAGGCGCUGCAGCCGCUGUAACCACGGCCGGACACCCGCGGAGACCGCCCAAGUGACCCAGAGCUCCAGCGCUCGGGUUCUGCCUGUUCCUGCCAGCUUCUGCCCACGAACCAGCACGUCGCUGGUUCCAGCAGCCGCUCCAGCAAUGGUCCUCAGGCGCCCUGCCGGCCUAGAGGUCACUGUAGCCUGCAUCUGGCUUCUCACGGUUAUCCUAGGCUUCUGCAUCUCCUUCAAUGUCGAUGUGAAAAACUCAAUGAGUUUCAGUGGCCCAGUGGAAGACAUGUUUGGAUACACUGUUCAACAAUAUGAAAAUGAAGAAGGCAAAUGGGUUCUUAUUGGUUCUCCUUUAGUUGGCCAACCCAAAGCAAGAACUGGAGAUGUCUAUAAGUGUCCAGUUGGGAGAGAAAGAUCAAUGCCUUGCGUGAAGUUGGAUUUACCAGUUAACACAUCGAUUCCCAAUGUCACAGAAAUAAAGGAAAACAUGACAUUUGGAUCGACUUUAGUCACCAACCCGAAUGGAGGAUUUCUGGCAUGUGGGCCGUUGUAUGCCUAUAGAUGUGGACAUUUACAUUAUACGACUGGUAUAUGUUCUGAUGUCAGCCCUACAUUUCAAGUUGUGAACUCGUUCGCCCCUGUACAAGAAUGUAGCACACAGCUGGACAUAGUCAUCGUCCUGGAUGGCUCCAACAGCAUCUACCCCUGGGAAAGUGUCAUCGCCUUUCUAAAUGACCUUCUUAAGAGGAUGGAUAUUGGCCCUAAACAGACACAGGUUGGAAUUGUACAGUAUGGACAGAAUGUUACCCAUGAGUUCAACCUCAAUACAUAUUCAUCGACAGAAGAGGUCCUUGUGGCAGCAAACAAAAUAGAACGACAGCAUGGCCUCCAAACGAUGACAGCCCUGGGAAUAGACACAGCCAGGAAAGAGGCAUUCACUGAAGCGCGGGGUGCCAGGAGGGGAGUGAAAAAAGUCAUGGUUAUUGUGACCGAUGGAGAAUCACAUGACAACCACCGUCUGAAAAAGGUCAUCCAAGAUUGCGAGGAUGAAAACAUUCAGCGAUUUUCCAUAGCUAUCCUUGGUCACUAUAACAGGGGGAACUUAAACAGUGAAAAAUUUGUGGAGGAGAUAAAGUCGAUUGCAAGCGAGCCCACGGAAAAGCACUUCUUCAAUGUCUCAGAUGAGUUGGCCCUGGUCACUAUUGUUAAAUCUCUGGGAGAAAGGAUAUUUGCCUUGGAAGCUACAGCUGACCAGUCAGCAGCUUCAUUUGAAAUGGAAAUGUCUCAGACCGGCUUUAGUGCUCAUUAUUCAGAGGACUGGGUCAUGCUUGGAGCAGUGGGAGCCUUUGACUGGAAUGGAACUGUGGUCAUGCAGAAGGCUAACCAGAUUGUCAUCCCUCAAAACACCACCUUUCAAACUGAGCCCACCAAGAUGAAUGAGCCUCUUGCUUCUUACUUAGGUUACACAGUGAACUCCGCCACAGUGCCUGGAGAUGUGCUCUAUAUCGCUGGGCAGCCUCGGUACAAUCAUACAGGCCAGGUCAUCAUCUACAAGAUGGAGGAUAAGAACGUCAACAUUCUGCAGACACUCAGUGGAGAGCAGAUCGGUUCCUACUUUGGUAGCGUCUUAACCACAAUUGACAUUGACAAAGAUUCUUACACUGACCUGCUUCUCAUCGGGGCCCCCAUGUACAUGGGGACAGAGAAAGAGGAACAGGGCAAGGUGUACGUGUACACUGUGAAUCAGACAAGGUUUGAAUAUCAAAUGAGCCUGGAACCAAUUAAGCAGACCUGCUGUUCAUCCCUGAAGGAUAAUUCAUGCACAAAAGAAAACAAGAAUGAGCCCUGUGGGGCCCGUUUUGGAACAGCAAUUGCUGCUGUAAAAGACCUCAACGUGGAUGGAUUUAAUGACGUUGUGAUUGGAGCCCCGCUGGAAGAUGACCACGCAGGAGCUGUGUACAUUUAUCACGGCAGUGGCAAGACCAUAAGGGAAGAGUAUGCACAACGCAUUGCAUCAGGUGGAGAUGGGAAGACGCUGAAAUUUUUCGGCCAGUCUAUCCACGGAGAGAUGGAUUUAAAUGGUGAUGGUCUGACUGACGUGACCAUUGGAGGCCUUGGUGGAGCUGCCCUCUUCUGGGCCAGAGAUGUGGCUGUAGUUAAAGUGACCAUAAAUUUUGAACCCAAUAAAGUGAAUAUUCAAAAGAAAAACUGCCGUGUGGAGGGCAAAGAAACAGUAUGCAUAAAUGCUACAAUAUGUUUUCAUGUGAAAUUGAAGUCAAAAGAAGACUCGAUUUAUGAGGCUGAUCUGCAGUACCGUGUCACCCUUGAUUCGCUGAGGCAGAUAGCACGGAGCUUUUUUUCUGGAACUCAGGAAAGGAGGAUUCAAAGAAACAUCACCGUCAGAGAAUCCAAAUGCAUCCGGCACUCCUUCUACAUGUUGGAUAAGCAUGACUUUCAGGACUCCGUGAGAGUGACUUUGGAUUUUAAUCUCACUGAUCCAGAAAGCGGGCCUGUGCUUGAUGACGCUCUACCAAACUCAGUCCAUGAACACAUUCCUUUUGCCAAAGACUGUGGAAACAAGGAAAGAUGCAUUUCAGACCUCACCCUGGAUGUGUCCACCACAGAAAAGAGCCUCCUGAUUGUCAGGUCCCAGAGUGACAAGUUGAAUGUCAGCCUCACAGUCAGAAACAAAGGUGACAGUGCAUAUAAUACCAGGACAGUGGUGCAGUAUUCUCCAAAUCUGAUUUUUUCAGGAAUUGAGGGGAUCCAAAAAGAUAGCUGUGAAUCCAAUCAAAAUAUCACUUGUAGAGUUGGAUAUCCUUUCCUGAGGACAGAAGAAAUGGUUACCUUCAAAAUAAUAUUCCAGUUUAAUACAUCGCAUCUCUCAGAAAAUGCAAUCAUCCAUUUAAGUGCAACAAGUGACAGUGAGGAGCCAGUGGAAUCUCUUUAUGAUAAUGAAGUAAAUAUUUCCAUCCCAGUAAAAUAUGAAGUCGGACUGCAGUUUUACAGUUCUGCGAGUGAGCAUCACAUCUCAGUUGCUGCCAAUGAGACGAUCCCUGAGCUUAUUAAUUCCACUGAGGACAUUGGGAAUGAAAUUAAUGUCUUCUAUACGUCAUCUUCUGAUACUGUGAACUGCAGACCCCGGAGCCUUGAGGAUCCUUUGGGUAUCAACUCUGGGAAGAAAAUGACAAUAUCAAAGUCUGAGGUUCUCAAAAGAGGCACAAUCCAGGACUGCAGUACCUGUAAAAUUGCCACCAUCACGUGUAAUCUCCUUCCUUCUGACGUGAGUCAAGUGAAUGUUUCACUCAUCUUGUGGAAACCAACUUUCAUAAAAGCACAUUUUUCCAGCUUAAAUCUUACGAUACGGGGAGAACUUCAGAGUGAAAACUCAUCGCUGACUUUAAGCAGCAGCAACCGGAAACGGGAGCUGGCUAUUCAGAUAUCCAAAGAUGGGCUCCCAGGCAGAGUGCCGCUGUGGGUAAUCCUCCUGAGCGCCUUUGCGGGACUGCUGCUGCUGAUGCUGCUUAUAUUAGCUCUGUGGAAGAUUGGAUUCUUCAAAAGGCCACUAAAGAAGAAAAUGGAGAAAUGAAAUAUUUUAUAGAAGGAAAAAAAACAAUAACAACUAUUCAACGAUCUAUCCUCAGGUUUGCCUCAAUCAUGUGAGAAGAAAUUCAGAAAUAUAGCCAAAGACUUGGUCACAUAACUCUAUGUAAUCCACGAUCCAUCUGGGCUUGCCUACUCGGAAAGAUCAAGUGUGACCCCAAAAGGCCCAAGGAUACAGUGUAGAAAGCAAUGGGAAACAUUUUUAAUAAUUACUCACUUUUGCUGAGUAAGUGAAACGACAAAAUGUUUUAAAGAAGAAUCGUCAGUAUACGUACGUUUAUGUGUUUACGUGCCACACAGAGAAUCUUAAGGGAUGCACAAAUGAGCUUCGUGUUCAGUGAAGCAGUUACUCUCAGCACAGUAUAAAUAAAGCAUUUCCCCUUGGUUACACUUUCAGAGUGACACUCAGCAUUUGUAAAUGACAACAAAGGAAUGGGGUGAAAAAGCUCUCUAAAUUCUAAUGAGAAAAACUUUGCUUAGCAGAGCCCAAAUACAAUAUGGACUGAAAACAGAAUUAAAUCAUGGGUGACGCUCAGUGACUGCAUGGGUUCCCUAGUUGGAAAGAGUAUUUUCCAGUGUGUUUGGGAAAUGGUGCAGUUGAGCUUAAAUUCUACGUAGAAGAGACAGUAAGGAUGGAGUUGUUAUUUUAAAAUGAGUGCACUGAAUCUAUUAACUUAAACUUUUACAGAAAGUAAAACUGCUUAAUUUAUAUUGAGCUCUAAAACAUAAAACUCUUUUAUAAUAUAUAUGUAAAGUUGAAGCAGUUUAUGUAGCAUAACAGUGAUAAGUCGUGAAAGACCACACCAUGUGUGUGACACCCAGAGGGGUUCUGAAACGAAAUGUGAGCAUACAUAGAUGACCCAAUGAAGCUGAUGUCACCUUUGCUGAGUAGUUAUUUAAUGUCAGGGCUUCCAGGGUGUUUCAUUAAGUAGGGGGCUUCUCAACUCUUUGGUAUAGGGGGUCAUGUAAAACCCCAAAAUAUGGGUGUUUAUUUUUAAAUCUUUUCAAUUUUCUAAACACAUGUUAUUAUUGAAAAACGCAAUCUUCCAGGCUAAUGUUAUAUUUUACCAAGAACACACUGCUUUUGAACAUGGUAUAUCAGUAUUUAAAUAGAAAACCAGGUAAUUUAAAGAAUUUAUAUUUUGAAAGCAUACACUAACAGAGACAUACAACUUAUUUGUAUGUACCUCUGUAUUCCUGAAGUAAUCCCGAAGGCCCUUGGAACUCUGCUGUAACAUACGCUUCCGGAUCGCUCCAUUUCCAAGAUAAAUAACAAUGAAUGAAUGUACAGUAUAAUCAUGUGUGAACUACUGCUGUAAAAUGUGCUGAUCCUCCUGCCCCAAAGCCACCUCUCCAGUUGACAGCUCACUAUAAGAUCCAGAAAGAGCUGGACUCCGCUCUCCUCAAAAGUCAGCAAGCCAACAGAGAAAUUAAGUGCUAUAGGUUUGAUUUUUUUAAAAAAAAUGUAUUUCUGAGAAAUUAUCUUAGGGCCCAGACUCAGACAGCCUCUUGGAUUUCCACCCUUACAUGUCAGACCCUCAGGGCUAAGGGAUGGAUGAUGCUACAGGCAUCCCUGGCUGGAACAGAAGUGGACAGGAAGCCAGAAGAAAAAUGAGUUCUCCAUUCUCACUCUCUCUCUCCAGCUUUGGAAGUCACACUUUCCUCCUGUUCUUCUUUUCCCAACAGAACUCAGAUGUUUCUUGCUCAGUUACCAUGGUGCCCAACUCCAUACAUAUGCACCCAGCAGCCCUACUCUUAGCUCCAUGCCUUUAGGAAUGAAAUACAUCAGAUGUGUGUAGAUUCAUCUUUGUUUUAAGGGUAGCCUGUCCAUAAGACAUGUGCUCCUUUUGCUGUGAAUGCCGACUUCACUGAACGGAUCAUUUGUUCAGGUUUUCUAACCCAGUUUCUCAUGACACUCCAAAGGGCUGCCCAUGGCAUCGUGCAGUAUAAUGCACUUCUGAGAUGCAGCAUCCUUCCUUAAGAGGUUUCCAUCCACUUGGGCCACUGUUCUCCGUAGUUCUGUGGAAGAAACAGGAGGGAUUUAGGCCUUCGGCUACUGUUCUUAUGUAUUCUACAACCCCUAUCCUCAUCCAAGGGUGAGGUUUAAAAACUGAAAGAAGGCAUUUUCCUCAAGCUGAUGCUGCUUUUAAAUUGUGAGAUACAAAUUAAUUGCAUAUAAAAGACUUUGAAUGCAGAUACAACUUCAAAAUGAAUACCCUGAGCUCACAGGGUGGUACCACAACUUAUGAUUGGACAGUGGCCCCCACAGCUCUUUCUAACCAGAAUCCAGAAACCACUACUGCCCAUUCACUCUGUACUGAAAGGAAAGCCAGAGCCCAUUGCAAAAGGCUUCAUGGGAGGCUGAGUGUAGCCCAGUGGUGUAGCCCAGAGGCUGAGUCCACAGCGAACUCAUGCAAGGCCCGAGGCUUGAACUGAAGCACCACAUACAGUGAAAGGUGUCUGAUCAUGCCACCAUUUCUCAAAUGGAAGUACUCUGGUACAACACAACUGAAAAAUACCUACAUUUUCUUUGAAAUCCUAGGAGAAAAAGCAAUGGCAUUAACUACCAGCACUGUCAUCUUGUUUGCUAAUGGGUGUCUUUCAUCCUCUUAUUAAAGCUGUACCUCAAAUGUAGAAGUUCAGAGUAAGAGAUUUAACCACAAACCUUGAGGAGGAUACAGAGGAGCUUGUGAAGUCAGGCAGGUCUCAAGCCCUAGGGCCCUAACACAUCUGGUCUGGGCAGUACGGGGCCCCUAACCUAUGGAAAUAGAUCAUCUAACAUGACAAAGGGCCUGGGCUCAAAUUCAGAGCCUCCACUGUCCCCCACAGCCAAAGCUCCGUUCCCUCGCCUCAGCCACACCGAAGAAGCUUUUCUUGGCGAAAUUUUGCUGCACCAAAGAUGUGCAAGGCUGAGGCUCAGUUAUCACUAUUGGUCUUGAGAGCAGCCCUGCUUGUUUACAUUGUCUGUAGUUUGCAUACUGCAACCCACGCUCCCACCCUGGCUCCAUGUAAUACGUUGGAGACUCCGAGACAAGACUUCCUUCUUUUCCUCGAUGCACAGUCUGCAGGACUUGGGUGGUAGAAGAUGACAAGAGCUAGAGUCUGUUUGGAGCCCUCCUUGUCAUUCCUAUUAGUCUUCUCUUUUCUUCCUCUGCCAGGAGAUGCUCUGAUCUGGGGCUUCCUCAGCAGGGUUGUCCCACGCCAUAUGCCCUUUACUAGCCUAAUGGCUAGUGUCAUGUUUUAUUUCAUGACCAAGGACUCAAAAAUCCCUUACUUAUGCCAGCAUGGGAAUCAGGACUACAAAGCAGUGGCCAAGGACACUCAGCACUGUGACUAUGUUUGGCAUUUGUGUUUUAAGGUACAUACCUAAAGAAAGGAGUGUAGAGUUGAGAGGUUCUUAGACCACAGUGUGAGGCUGAAUAUCUGAUCUUCCCUGUGUUUGACCUAUGCCUAUAAACUGAGAACAAAAAUCUUAAAAGAAAACUUCCAAAAGCAUCGUAGUGAAAACCCACUGUGUUCGUGAGUAACCCCCAGCAGGUCUGUCUGUCCCCACAUCUGUAUUCUAAGAGGCAGAGAGAGAUGAAGUGAGAGAGGAGAGGAAAGGGGAGACAUGAGUAUUGUUCUUCCUUUUCUCCUAGGGAAGCCACUGCAUGUAGAUUCAAUGUAACGUGAUAACUUAAACUUUGAUAUAAAACAAAAGAAAUGGGGGUAGAUGAGGACAUGAAACUACCAAUCUGAUUUCUAAUCCACGAAAAUGGCCAAAGCUUCCUGAGACUACACGUGUCCCACCCACAGCACUCCCAAAUGUACUUGUCACUGUGAGAGUGAACGUUACUUAUAAACUACCCUGGGCUAGGUGUCUGGCCUUAACACACCCCAGCCUUAUAUGAAAACCAUUGAAACAGCAGUUUAGAGAUUCUGCAUUCUGGAGCUGGUCCACAAAGGAGAUCCUGGUGGUUAGCCUUUCGAUCUGAGAAGUCUGCUGUCCUCACUCAGGAAGCAGCAGGUUCCUGGCUGCAGGAGUGGGAAACACUGGCAUGGAAGGAUGGUCUGCUGUGUGUUACUACUGUGAAGCUGUCCUGAUUUUUAAUAGGCAGUGUGCACUCCAUAUCUGUUUUAUUAAAAAGAAGUAUAUUGCAUUUAGUUAACUACUGCCCUGAGCAUCCAUCCCACUUCUGGCACACAAUUCCACAUCGCCUAAAUGAAGGUAUCACAUUGCUCAUUUUGCUAACUUACCUCAAACUCAUCAAAGGGACAAUGUAAGGAUAUGUGCAUAGACUUUGUAGGAAAUGACUAGGUAAAAAUGCUCCAUUGACAUUCAAGAACAAAGAGGCACAACCUUUCCCAAUGAAAUUCAUAGGAUUGGCUGCGAGGUGACAGGCAUUUAAGAUGUAUAAUUAGAAUUAGCUGAGUGCGUGAGUAUUUUUUUUUAAAUGUGCUGUGUAUGCCAUAUCCUGCACACUGUUCUGAGGUCAAAGAUUUGAUAUUUUUGUAUAAUUCCAUCUUGUACAUCCGCUGUGUGAUUUACGUCAAGGUAAAUGAGCAUCCUGUUUUAUGUCUUAAAUAAAAAAAAAAUGACU